Messenger RNA from Brugia malayi, 891 nucleotides. RefSeq lists its product as uncharacterized. Gene Ontology annotation, cellular component: spliceosomal complex. Gene Ontology annotation, molecular function: RNA binding. Bases 1 to 891 code for a protein of 296 amino acids. Lineage: Eukaryota; Metazoa; Nematoda; Chromadorea; Rhabditida; Onchocercidae. The transcript is spliced from 7 exons. Gene Ontology annotation, biological process: spliceosomal complex disassembly. The record is from RefSeq and is a predicted model, not a curated record.
AUGGCUGGCAACUCCUUGAUAGAUUUCGAUCCAUAUGAGUUGUUAGAUUUGAAACCGGACUGCACGGAUGCGCAAAUUGUAAAAGCAUUCAGGAAAGCUGCUCUGAAGUGGCAUCCCGACAAAAAUCCCGAUCGUAAACAAGCAGCACAAGAAAUGUUCCUAAAGAUAUCCAAGGCUUUUGAGUUGUUGUCGGAUGCAGCGGCUCGAGCUGCUUAUGACCAUGUACUGGCUGCUAGAACAGCACAUACCAUUUAUGUACGAAGAAGACGAAAUAAUGAAGGCGAGAAACGACGGAAAUUACGUGAGGAACUUGAAAGGCGAGAGGCUAAUGUGUUAAACGUUCAACACGAGAAAGAAAAGGCCAAAAGGGAGCUUGAGAAAGAGAUUCAACGUCUACGGAAGGAAGGUUCCAAACUGCUACAACGUGAAAGAGAAAAUAUUGAACAACAAAUUCGUAAAAAUGCGACUGUGGAAGAGCAAAGCGGUGAUAAACGGUUAUUAGCCUGUUAUAAAUUAAGAUGGAAGUGUGAAACUGAUCAAUGUAAUUAUGAUGAAGAUGAUUUAAGGAAAUUAUUCUCUAAGUAUGGACACAUUUCCGAUAUAAUCGUUUCAAGCAAUAGCAAAGGCAUGGCAAUUUUGGAAUUCGAUGAAUUGUUGGAUGUAGAUGGGAUUGAAAAAGAAACGGGGAAACCUGAUGUUCCAAUUGCUACGACAUGUUUGCAAAAACCGUCUUCCAGGUUGAGAAGUUCGGAAAUACAACGAAGUAGACCAGUAGAACGGCCGAUGACAUCUGUUGAAUUCGCUGAUUUUGAAGCUGAAGUUUUGGCGACGAUGAUGGCUGGGUCAAAGCGGAAAGGUGAUAAAGGCGAAAGCAAAUUUGAUAAUUUUUAA